This is a messenger RNA of Caretta caretta (loggerhead turtle), 1422 nucleotides long. RefSeq names its product CD300 molecule like family member f (gene CD300LF). The record is from RefSeq and is a predicted model, not a curated record. Gene Ontology annotation, cellular component: plasma membrane. Gene Ontology annotation, molecular function: transmembrane signaling receptor activity. NCBI's taxonomy places the organism in Eukaryota, Metazoa, Chordata, Testudines, Cheloniidae.
UUGUGAUAUGAAGCAGAGCACCAGGAAAAGACUGACUGAAAGAACAAAGCAGAAGUGUCUGGAUGUCACCACAGACACGGGAUUUGCAAACCUGAGAGAGAGAAAUGUCCCAGGCUGGAAGGAACCAGAGCUCUCUUUUUAGAGCAUUUUAAAGAAAAGACCUGACAGAGCUUUAGGGAGAAAGGGGCAAUUGGAGGGACAAUGCAGCUGUCCUUCGCUGGGGUGAUUCUCUUCCUUGCAGGCUACUCCUCUGGGCUGGCUGCCCUGGAGCUGACUGGCCCUGGGGAGGUGAGCAGGGCCCUGGGCGAGUCGGUGUCCGUGCAGUGUCGGUACCAUAAAAGGUAUAAAGGAAAUAGCAAAUACUGGUGCAGAGGAGCAGUUUGGAGAACCUGUCACACAGCUGUUGAGACCACAGGGUUGGAGGCCGAGGCAAAGAGGGACAGAGUCUCCAUCAGAGACAACCCCAGGCUGUGCACAUUCACAGUGACCAUGGAGAACCUGACGCUGGGAGAUGCUGGGAUUUACUGGUGUGGGAUAAGCAGAUUUGGAUACGAUCCAGGAGUUCCUGUUGAGGUGACUGUUGUCCCAGCGCUUUCCACUGCAGUGAUGGUAACCACUGGAUCUCUCUCCCCAGCAAUAAGCACAACAAACGCAGCUGAGCACCCCAAAAGUUCUCCUUUCACCAGCGCUCUGUUCUUGCUGCCAGUGCUCCUGCUGGUUUUACUUAUGUUACUGAGCGGAGCCAUUCUCCUGGCCAGAAGAAUGAUGCUGAAGAGGAAAAAGGCUGCUGGAGCCAUUGGGCCUAGCCCAGCAGUGAAUGAGGCAAUUACCAGCACCGAAAGUGAUGUUUCCUAUGCAACUGUGAAACCAAAGCCUAGAAAAUCCAUCACUACAGCCCCAUCCCCUGACUCUGCUCAGGCCGAGCCCAGUCCAGAAAGGGCGGAAUAUUCAGCUGUAGCUCCAGGGAUGACAGAUAUUUCUUACGCCACAGUGAAAUAUCCAAUCCUGGAUGAGCAGGCAAUCUAUGUCAACGUGGGCAGGUCAUCCAACCAACCCCGCUUGAGCAGCCCUCUGGAACAAACAGAGUACUGCGAGCUGAAAAGGAAAUAGGCUCCCCCCGGAACAUCUCCCUCCUCCCUGUAGUUGUGUGGAAGUGCGAAGAUUGCAACUGCUUGGAGCAGCGCUGCAAGGGAUGGAAUCGCCCAAGAUGAGCUGGUGCUGGUGGAGACCCAGCCAGAUUAAGCAAAUGCCAGAUGGAACUACAGUCUAUUGAACUGUCUCGCCAGAAUGGUCUGAUGCAGCUGAACAUGAUGUGGUGUAAUGGGGGGGAACGCCGUGGAGAGGCAGAAGAAUCACUUCCUCAGUCUUAUUUAUUUACAUGUAUGUCAGUCCUCACCUGUGCUCUCUCACGCAAGUUAAAGC